Molecule: messenger RNA, 3858 nt
Organism: Paramecium sonneborni
Lineage: Eukaryota; Ciliophora; Oligohymenophorea; Peniculida; Parameciidae
Source: the annotation of a GenBank genome assembly
AAUGAAAACGAAAGAAGUAUGGACUUACACAAUAGAUAAGCCAACAGAUGCAAAUUAAAAUCUAACAAAUCAAGUAUUUGCUUGUGCAUUUUUAAAAGGUAAAUUUGAUUUUAUAUUUGAUUAGAUGGAGAUGUUGUGGUAGCAGCAGUAGGGAAUGCUUUACUUUUAUUUGAUACAUAAAAAUCAGAGAUGUUAAGACAACCAUUAAGAGGACAACACAAAGAUACAAUUACAUGUUUGGCUGCAUCUAAGGAUGGAAAUAAAAUGGUAUCAGGAAGUGCAGAUAAGACAGUAAUUGUAUGGGGAUUUAAUAUGGGAAGAGGUGAGAAGAUGUUGGAUGCAGAGAAAUAUUUUUAACACAGUGAAGCAAUAUAAUGUGUUGCAAUAAGUCCAUUGAUGUAUUAAAUAUUCACAGGUUCAAAUUAAGAAUACUCUUUAUGGAUUCCAGGAAUGAGCAAUAUUGAUAGAUAAAAGUUUAAGGAGAAAAUAAUAUGUGCAGCAUGGAGUGCAGAUGGUUAGUAUGUAUCAUUUGGAACAAUUAAUGGUAUAAAUGAGUUAUUUUGAGAUUAGGAUUGAUUGUGAUUACGGAUAGAUAGGCACAUUAAUUGAAAGAGAUUUAAACUUAGAAAGGAGGACCAGUUUGGUGUAUGGAAUGGACACCAAUAACAUCAGAGUAUUAGUAAUCUCAAUUAACAAUUGGAGUAUGGAUGAAUUCAUUAUAUUAAUUUGAUUGCAAUGGAUAAUAAAUAGGAUCUAGAAUUGAAUUACCAUUUGAUCCAUUGUAGAUUAAUUAUUAAUAUAAUGGUGAAUAUAUGGCAAUAGCAGGAAAUAAUAAUAAAAUAAAUCUUUAUACACGAGAAGGUGGAUUUCUAAUGGAAGCAUGUUCACUAAAUGAUUGGAUUUGGUGUACAAGAAUUAAACCUAAAUCAACUAUGAUUGCAUGUGGAACUAAUGAUGGUUAGAUUGUAGUCUCAGAAUUUGUAUCAGAUAAUGUGAGUGCAUUGUAUGAUGACAGAUAUCUAUAAAGAGAAUAAUUAACAGAUGCAAUUAUAUUAUCAAUGAUAUCAAAUUAAAAAGCUAGAAUUAAAUGUAAAGAGUUAGUUAAAAGAGUUGCUAUAUUCAAAGAAAAAGUUGCUAUCUUGUGUGGUAUUAAAGUACUUAUUUAUACUUGUGUAAUUAAAGGUGAUGAUUUCAUGAAAUAUAAAUAAUUCAAAAAAUUUCAAAAAAGAGUAGAUUGUGAACAUUUUCAAUUAGCAUCAUCUAACGUCUUGAUUGGAGCAGGCUAAAAAUUAAUAGCUUUCAAUUUUAAUGGAGAUAUGGAUAAAACAUGGAGUUUUGAAUCUGUUAUUACAGUAGUGUCAUGUUAGGGAGGACCACCUAAAAGAGAACUUAUUUUAGUUGGUUUAGAAAAUGGAGGAAUUUAUAAAAUAUAUUUGGAUAAUUCAUUCCCUAUUUAAAUUCACAAAGUUAAUACAACAAUUAAACAUUUGACUAUGUCUUAAACAAAACGUAAGUUAGCAUUAAUAGAUGGAAAUUAAAAUUUAUAAGUAUUGGAUACAAUAAGUAAGGAAAUAUUAUUUGGGGAGAUGAGUGUUGAAGGUGUUGCAUUUAAUUAAGAAUUUGAAGAUUUGAUAGCAUAUUCUGGAAAAGGAUUGUUAUUUUUUAAAUGUAUAGCUUUUCCUGCUUUAAAUUAAAAGAUUACUGGUAAUGUAAUAGGAUUUAAGGGAUGUAAAUUAUUUUUACAAAAUGGUGAUAAGGUGUAGACAAUAGAUAUUCAACAGACAGCAAAUAUGUAAAGAUAUUUAGAAAAGAAAGAUUUUUAGAAUGCUUUGAAAAUAGCUUGUUUAGGUGUAACAGAAUAGGAUAUAAGAGCUUUGGGAAUAGAAGCUUUAAUAGCAGGUGAAUUUGAGAUAGCAAGAAGGGUAAAGAAGUUUAUGAUAAUUAAUAGUGUUUUUUAAGAAAUAAAGAUUAUUAAUUCAUAGAUUUAUUGAUGAAAUAUGAGAAGAAGAAUUUAGAUGCUUAGACAUUGAAUGAAUUAAAUGCAGAAGCAUUAGCAUAUUAAGGUAGAUUUAUGGAUGCAGGUAAUUUAUUAAUAAAGGUUGGUUAAGCAGAUAGAGCAGUUUAAUUAUUUAAAGAGCUUAGAAGAUGGGAUGAUGCUAUAAGUAAAUAAUUAAAUAGAAAUAGAUUUUGCAAAGAAAGGAGAUGUUGCUUAUAGAGCAGUGACAUCAGGAGGUAGAACAGGUACUGGAGUAAGAGCACCUACUUCAUAAGGUAGAACAGGAACAGGAAGAGGUUAAGCUGUAAUGCCAUAACCAUAAGAUAUUGCACCUCCUAAAAUAGAAAUGAAUAUGUUAUUAAGAGAAUAAGCAGAAUGGACUAAGGAAUCUGGAGAUUGGAAAGCUGCUGCUGAUUUAUUUGUUACUUGUGCAGAAUAUAAAAAAGCUAUUGAAUUAUAUGGAUCAAAUAAAUAUUUAGAAGGAUUAAUUAAUGUUUGUAGAAUGCUUGAUAGAUAGGAGAAUUCAGAGAAUAUUAUUUUGUGUGCUAAUUAUUUCAAAAAACUUAAACAUCAUGGAGGAGCUAAAGAAGCUUAUUUAAAAUUAAAUGAUUUAAAAAAUCUUAUGAUAUUACAUGUUGAAUUUUAAAAAUGGUAAGAAGCAUUUUAAAUUGGAAGAUCUAAUAAAGAAUUAUUAGAAAUUGCUAAAGUUCCUUAUGCUGAUUAUUUAUUACUUAAUGAUCGUUAUGAAGAUGCUCUUAAAGCCUAUAAAAGUGCAGGUAGAUUUGAUAUUACUAUGAAAAUGACAAAAGAUAUGGCUAAAAAUUGCAUAGAAGAAUAACGAUAUCAUGAUGCUAGUUAAUAUUUAUGGAAUUUAGCUAUUGAUUGUUUAUCUUAAAUUUAAGAUUAUUAAAAUCCUUCAGGAGAUGAUGUCAAAGCAAUUAAUUAAUAUAAAGAUUAUAGUGAUCUUGCUGAUGUUUAUUAUGCUUAUCAAAAAAUACAUAGUUUUAUUUGUGAACCAUUUCAACCGCUUUCAGGAGAAUCAUACUUUUUAUAAAUUAUGAAUUCUGCUAGAUUUAUUAUAUCUAAAUGGAAAAGUGUUUAUUAAGGAAUUAAAAUGAGUUAUGUGUAUUAUGCUUUAGCUAAAUGUGCUUCUUAACUUAUGUGUUAUAAAACUGCUCGUAUUUGCUAUGAAAAAUUAAAUGUAAUAAUUAAUUUUAAUAUUAUUUUAGUAAUUUAAAAUUCCUGCUGAAUGGAGUGAAGAAAUUGAUCUAUAAUCAUUAUUAGUUAGAUCCAAACCUUAUACUGAUGAUGAAUCAAAAUUACCUCUAUGUAUGAGAUGUCAAACUUACAAUCUUAUCAUCAAUAAUACUGAUAAAUUAUCAGUCUGUAAUGCUUGUUUACAUCCUCUCUUUUCUUCUUUCAUCAGUUUUUCUGCUCUACAACUUGUAGAAUUCAAAGUUGAUAAUUCAUUAUCUAGAGAAGAUGUUGAAAGAUUACUCAAUUCAGAAAAAGUAUUCAUUAAUAAAAGACCAGGAUAAUUAUUUCAAGAUAAAAUUAAUGAAAUUAUUUAAUAAUAGCAAACCUCAUAAGAUUAAUAUUUAGUUGUAGAAUUAGAUGAAGCUGCUGUUCAAUCUCUCUCCCCUGAAGAAGUUCUUAUUGUAGAUUAUAGAUAAUAUUGUAAUACUAUUGAUGUCAAAUAUUAUAAAAAUAUGAAUGGAGAAUAACCUAUUCAUGUUUGUUAAGAUUGUGGAAGAUUUUUCUAUGUUGAUGAACAUGAAUUUGAAUAUGUUUAAAAACGUUGUUGUCCAUUCUGUAGAAUUUCAGACAAAAAAAUACCUUAAAAGGAUGUUUUUGAUAUUUGA